This is a messenger RNA of Sorex araneus (European shrew), 6594 nucleotides long. RefSeq names its product sushi domain containing 4 (gene SUSD4). Gene Ontology annotation, biological process: negative regulation of complement activation, classical pathway; negative regulation of complement activation, alternative pathway. The coding region runs from base 279 to 1739 and encodes 486 amino acids. The record is from RefSeq and is a predicted model, not a curated record. The transcript has 9 exons. NCBI's taxonomy places the organism in Eukaryota, Metazoa, Chordata, Mammalia, Eulipotyphla, Soricidae.
GGUAGCGGGAGCGCGAGCGGCUGGGCCGGGGCGCGCGGCCGGGCUGCCGUCCUCCCGCACCCCGCCCCGCGCCCGUCCGCUCCGGGGAGCCUGGGGAGGGCGAGCGCGGGCGCCGCCGCCGCCGAGGCUUCCGUCUAGCUCGCUCGCGCAGCGGCGGCGGCAGAGGUCGCGCACAGAUGCGGGUUGGAGCGGCGGGGGGAGGCGGCGGCGGCGGGCAGGAAGCUGCAUGCAUGAGCCCCACAGACUCUUGCAAGCCGGAUGCCCUCUGUGGAUGAAAGAUGUAUCAUGGAAUGAACCCGAGCAAUGGAGAUGGGUUUCUAGAGCAGCAGCAGCCUCCGUCCCCCCAGAGACUCGUGGCCGUGAUCCUCUGGUUUCAGCUGGCGCUGUGCUUCGGCCCUGCACAGCUCACGGGCGGGUUCGACGACCUUGAGGUGUGUGCGGAUCCAGGCAUCCCGGAGAAUGGCAUCCGCACUCCCAGUGCAGGAGUGUUCUUUGAAAGCUCUGUCACCCGAUUCCACUGCCAGGACGGAUUCAAGCUGAAGGGAUCGACCAAGAGACUGUGUAUGAAACAUCUCAAUGGAAGCCUAGGCUGGAUCCCAAGUGAGAAGCCCGUUUGUGUGCAAGAAGAUUGCCGUAUCCCGCAGAUUGAAGACGCUGAGAUUCAUAACAAGACAUACAGACACGGAGAUAAGUUAAUCAUCACCUGUCAUGAAGGGUUCAAGAUCCGAUACCCUGAUCUGUACAACUUGGUCUCAUUAUGUCGUGAUGACGGGACAUGGGACAACCUGCCCAUCUGUCAAGGCUGCCUGAGGCCUCUGGCCUCUUCGAAUGGCUACGUCAACAUCUCCGAGUACCAGACCUCCUUCGCGGUGGGGACCGUCAUCUCCUACCACUGCUUUCCUGGAUUUAAACUCGAGGGGUCAGAGUACCUUGAAUGCUUGCACAACCUUAUCUGGUCGUCCAGCCCACCCCGGUGCCUUGCUCUGGAAGUUUGCCCGCUACCUCCCAUGGUGAGUCACGGCGAUUUCAUCUGCCACCCGCGGCCUUGUGAGCGCUACAACCACGGGACCGUGGUGGAGUUCUACUGCGACCCUGGCUACAGCCUCACCAGUGACUACAAGUACAUCACCUGCCAGUACGGGGAGUGGUUUCCCGCCUACCAGGUGUACUGCAUCAAGUCAGAGCAAACGUGGCCCGGCACCCACGAGACACUCCUGACCACGUGGAAGAUCGUGGCGUUCACAGCCACCAGUGUGUUGUUGGUGUUGCUGCUCGUCAUCCUGGCCCGAAUGUUCCAGACCAAGUUCAAGGCCCACUUCCCCCCCAGGGGGCCCCCCCGGAGUUCCAGCAGCGACCCUGACUUCGUGGUGGUGGACGGGGUGCCAGUCAUGCUCCCGUCCUACGACGAGGCUGUGAGUGGCGGCUUGAGUGCCUUAGGCCCCGGGUACCUGGCCUCCGUGGGCCAGGGCUGCCCCUUGCCCAUAGAUGACCAGAGCCCCCCCGCAUACCCAGGCUCAGGGGACACGGACACGGGUCCCGGGGAGUCAGAAACCUGUGACAGCCUCUCAGGCUCCUCCGAGCUGCUCCAGAGUCUCUAUUCGCCCCCCACAUGCCCAGGGGGCACCCACCCCACUUCCGACCACGUGGACUCAGUGGCCAGCACGGCGGGGGAGGUGGCCUCCACCAGCCCAGGCAUCGACAUCGCAGAUGAGAUCCCUUUAAUGGAUGAAGACCCGUAGCCAGGCAGAGUCCUGAUGAUUCCGAUACCCCUUUGUUGAUGGGCACCUUGUGCCCCGGAGUGAGACCACCGAAGGACAGAGCCUGGGGAGUGGAGGACAUUUUCUGACAUCUCCAUAUGGGGACAGUGACUCACCUCGUUCCACUUGAGACUCAGCAGCGAGGCUUACGGGUGUUGCAGUGGCUGUGCUUUUCAGUGAGACUCAAGGAUUUGCCAAGACCCAGGGACAACCACCACGAGCCCCUGGGCAGUCCCAGAGGGAGGUGUUUUUGUGUCUCGUGCUUUGGAGCAGGGCGCCGUUCCGUGCACAUCCCACUGAACCCCACAUCCCGUUGACUUAUGCUAUGAGUACUAUCAGCCUCCUCUGAAAGCAUGCCACAUUAUGUAAAUUCUCUUCUAAAAUCUGCUUCAAACUGUCUCCGGACUCCAGCCUAAGAUAGAUCAGCCUCUGUGGGAAGUCUGUGUGGAGCUGCUGGAAGAGCAGCAGAGCGCCCCCUGCAGGCUGCCUAAGGGCAGGUUCUCGUGGGACCUGGGCAGAGUCGCCUUCCAGCUGGAUGGAUUCUGCACAGGGCCAGGAACAACGCAGCACGUGGCAGUCCGAGCAAGAAAGGAGAGACUCGGGCCCACUCAGUCUCUUGAGGUCCCCUCAGAAAGUGGAGUUCAUGGACCUGGUGCCGUCCUUUGGUAAAAUGUCAUCAGUAUUUGUAUUCAUGGUCUAGUACUUGGAGCCAAGGCAUCGGAUAAGCCUUGUGACUUUACAGUUGGUCAGAAUGUGUUCAAAUACAUCUCAUGGUGGAGAAAGUAACCGAGCUAAUGUUCUGUUUCGCCAUUUUUAUAAAAUACCCCACUUGACAAGUUCCCUGGCAAUUGAUCAUGAGCCUCUCUCCAGUUCACUGGUUGUUGUCCCAUUCCCAGACACAGCCGUGCUUUUCUUUUUCCAAAACAGAAAUUGUUUCUGUAAACUCAUUCCUCCUCCAAAUAAAGUGUGAGGUUAGGUCCCCACCCCCUUUUGUUUUGUCCUGCGGGGUUCACAGACUGACUUCCCAGCCCCAGGCAGCUCUCCCCAUCCGCUUCCCUUCUGGCCCCUGCCUUCCGCCUACACAGGUCGAUGGGCGUAAUUCCUAAGAAAGUGGCUAACUGGAACAUCUCCUGGGCCCCCUCAAAUACACGUUGGCCUGUGCACAUGAUUUCUUUCCUCCUUUGGAUUUUAGACAAAGGUAAACAAAACUCUGAUCCCUAAAAUUGCUGUGCUGCUCAAGGGGUGGGGCGAAAGUUUGAUCACAUCCUGGUUUGGGUUUCUUUCUUUUCUUUUUUUUUUCUUGACACAGGCUGAUUAAAAAUUAAAAAGAAAACGACAGUUUGAAGCGUGACUUUCAUAGUGAAGUGGAGUCGGGUGUUCAGGAGGGACAGGGACAGGGGCUGAGGAGGGUGGGAACAGAGCGUGGGCUUAGGACCCCAGAGGCUGGAGGAGGUCACUCAGAGUGCUUGCCUGGCACGAAGAGUGCUUGGGUGGCAUCGCCCAGAGCAGCAGGUGGGGGUGGGGAUGACAGUGGUGAGUAAUAACCCCCUUUGGUGAGGAGCCUGCCACCAGGACAGCCUUGCCCCUCAAGCACCAGGGAGGAGCCGGUUGCAAUACUUUCUCAUUCCAGCAGCACCCGGCAGGCGACUGGGGGCAUCCACAUCCACUUCGGGCAGCUCCCCAGGAGUCCUGUUGGACCAGAUCUCGGCUCCUCUCUGUGCCUGCUCAGGGCGGGUGUGUCUGAGAUGCCUCUGGGUAAGUGACGUGGGGUAGGUGGAAAGAGAACUGUGGAACCAUCUUUUCUCCCUCCCAGAGCAGAAAACAGCAGGGUUCGACCUUCCUGGCGAGCCGCGUUCAGAGCUGUCUCUUCAGCAGCCCCACCACACCCCUGGGGACAGGUGCCCCCUGGUCAACAUAUGUCCCGAUAUCCCUGCCGACGUCAUCCUCGGCAUAGAGGCUGGUGCAGCGGAAGUGCCUACUAAGUGCAUCGGGCAGACACUGCAUCACGGGAUCUGCCACGCCAUCCCCCAUUAGACCUCAGGGGAACAGCAGUGUGGCAAGCAUGUCCUGGCCCUGACUCCCAUGGCCCCGGGAGGUCCUGGAGGUGUGCACAGGAUCUGUCUUUCUCACAGCACUCCUCAGACGAUAGUCUGAGAACAACUGGACAGAAUGGAGAAUUGGUGCCUCGCAGCAUGGCCCGUGGGAGGAAGCCAUCUGACCAAAGCUGGAAGAGACCCGCACCCCCGGAGUGGGCACAGGAGCUGCCUGGGAUCCCGGCUGUGCCUCUGUGUCUGUCACCCACUUAUUUUAAGGGAUUGCAGAGUCGUGUCUGUGUGUGUGUGUGUGUGUGUGUCUGUGUGUGUGUGUGUGUGUGUGUAGAAAAAUAAUUUUGUUGUUGUUGUUGUUUCUGGUUUUUGAGGCACACUUGAUGCUCAGGGAUUACUCCUAGCCUUAGACUUAGGGAUCACUCCUGUGCUUAGUGCUCGGGGAUCGAACUCGGGUUGGCCCCAUGCAAGGCUUAGUCCUAAUAAGGCUUAGCCCUACCCGCUGUCUUAUCACUCUAGCCCCCCAAAUCAUUUUCUUUAGGAAAUAUGAGACCGUGAGCAUCAGAGGGUUCAUUAAAGUUAAGAAGAAAAAAAAAGAGGAGCUAGACCCCUGAGCUAGGAUGCAGGCGUGAAGGGAGCUGAGCUGAGCCUCCAGGUCUGGCCCUUCUGCUCCCAUUAUCAGCCCAACGUGUCCCGAGACUGCCUCCCGCUUCCCGUCCAGCAGCUCUGUGGAAUUGCCAGGUUGUUGUUGGCUGGUAUGAACUGUCAGAACUGUCCGCACCUAAGUACAGCCAUCCCUGCAGCCCCAGGCCUGUUUCCUGCUCCCAUGGGAAUGUCUGCAGGCCCGAAAUAACUGGGAGUCUCAAAGGCUCGCUGACCACAGUCCGCCCCAUCCAGAUGCUUCUCCCGUUGUUUUGCAUCCACCCUCCAGUCCUGGUGCAUGAGGUAACCCUCCUGGAGGUGCCCCAGAAUUCCCUACAGAGACAGUGUGCUGUUGUUUCAUGGACUUUGCAAUUCCUCAGUUGCCACCCAGCUCUGAAUCCUGUCCCUGCCCCUGACUGUGCCCCCGGAGCAGUGGCCUUGCCUGGGCCUUCACUUUCCCAGGCAGCAUGCAGCACGCUCACGUCUGCCUGUCUGGUUGGGCUGAAGGGGAUGGCAGAGUUCAGUCACAGUUCACAGGAGGCACUUAUCAAAGGCAGCUGUGGGACAGAACCAGAGCAUAGUGGGCGCGGUGCUUGCCUUGCACGCAGCCAACCCAGUUUUGCUCUUCGGCAUCCCAUAUGGUCCCCCGAGUCUACCAGGAGUGAUCCCUAAGUGCAGAUCUAGGAGUGAGCCCUGAGCACAGACAGGUGUGGCCCCAAACCAACCCCCCCCAAAAUAGCAGCUGUGUGUGAGACCCAUCAGGAUGGAGUGACCCCUGGGUGAAUAAUUCAAGCAUGUCCCUCUACACCUUUGACCUGCCGCAGGUCCCCAUCAUCCCCAAGCAUGUAUGCGCAGUGCCACACAGAGACAUGCCCCAGCUGAGCCUCAUCAAAGCACCCAGAGUGCCUGGAAACUUGUCCUGCCAGACCAUAAACUCAAGAAACACAAACAUCAGAAGCUUCUUCCUCAAGAGUGAGGAUGAGGGGCUGGGAUUGUGGGAAUGAGGAGACACAUUUCCUGAUGGGGCCAUCUAGGUCAUAAUGUAGACUCCAGCUUCUCUCAAUCCAGGGUGGCUAAAUCCUGCUGUGUACCCGAUGGCCCCUGAGUACUGCCACGGUAACCCAUGUAAUCUCCGGCACUGCAGGGCCCGAGCAGCACCAUAUCCUGGGGCCCUUGCAUUGAACCGCUGGCCAGGUUGGUCAAGCAUAACUGGGUAGAGGCUGCAAGCCUCCUGAGAUCACAUAAGAGUGGUAGUUGGCCUCUUUGGGCGUAUCCCUGAAAAUUCUAACUUGAGAUAAGAAGAGUGUGGAUGAGGCCCUUAGAGCCCACAUUUUGUGCAGGCCUUUCCCCAUUAGGACUUGUUUUCCUCCAGAGAAGCCAGAAGUCCCUGGUCGCCCUCUUGAUGCCCACAUCCAUGGCCCAGCAUGCUCUCUUGAUGGCAGCCUCACUCCUGCCUUGUAGCCUAGCACCCGCCCAUUUCCUCAAGACCUCAACAAAGUCCUCCCCUGUGCACGCGCUCACACACACACACACACACACACACACACACACACACACAGAGUUGGACCCUGGAAAGAAGAUGCAGCUUAGUUUCCCAUUCAGAAGAUACACCCAGGCCUCGGGACCAUUCUGCCACACCCAGGACUGGACCAGAAGAAACGUCGGGGUGGGGAAAGAUGGAGAACAUCAGGGUAGGUCGCGUGUGGCUGCUUUAAAGACGCAGCCAUGAGCCUGGCAGAGUGAGGGCACAGGCCAGGGUGAGGCCCCCUCUCCAGAGCAGCUCACAGCAGAACACAGUUUCCAUGCAGCAUCACCAAUCCAAACCAGAGAAGCCUAAAGGAAACUCAUAGCAAACCAUCAACAAGAAAAAAUAAAUGGACAUCAACAUGUUUACUGGAGAGACAGAGUUAUCUUUCUUGUCUUGCUACAGAAAACAACAAAAUUAUUGUCCCAUGAAGAGAAAAUCAAAUAAUACACAGCCCAAACAUGUAAGAUGAAUAUAUUAGAGAUGUGUGGCAGUGGACGGUCAAUAAUAAUUAUUUUUGAAGUUGUCAUACUUCUUGGGGUUUUUUUUUGAGAUGUUUGGAGAAUGUGCAGCUUGUUGGAACUUCUCAUGCUAAAUAAACAUCUGCUUUUCUAUUGACAUUGGA